GGAGACUGGAGAGAACAACUGUAUCUUUCUUCUUCUUCUUCACAUAGUUAUUACAUACCUGACGCUAUAUCCAUAAUAACAAUCUGUAAUUAAUACAUAUAUAUAUAUAUAUAUAUAUGAUUUAAACGAUGUCGACGAGCUUCAACAGUGGUCCUCGUAGCCCCGCUACAAGCUCCAGGUUACAAUUAGGCGGCGUUGGUGGUCUUUCUAGGGCUAUCAGAUCUUCAUCUUCCAAAAAACCGCCGGAGCCGCUUCGCCGUGCAAUUGCCGAUUGUCUUUCUUCUGCUCUUCUCUCCGUCCAUGGCAGCUCUUCCGCUGUUGUAUCUGAAGCUUCCAGAACUCUUCGGGACUAUUUAGCAUCUCAUGCAACCACUGAUCUCGCCUAUGGUGUGAUAUUAGAGCACACACUUGCAGAGAGAGAACGAAGUCCCGCGGUGGUUGCAAGGUGUGUGGCUCUUUUAAAGCGUUAUCUCCUAAGAUAUAAACCCAGUGAGGAAACCCUACUAGAAAUUGAUCGGUUUUGUUUAAACAUAAUUAUGGAGUGUGAUAUUAGUCCAAGCAGAAGACUUGCAUCUCAAUCUUUGAGUCCACAAAGUGGUGGUUCAUCAACUACUUUAAAUGGAUCACCUUUGCCUGUCGCAAGCUUUGCUUCAGGAGGACUUGUGAAAUCACUAAACUAUAUUCGUUCUCUAGUGGCUCAACAUGUUCCAAAGAGAUCAUUCCAACCCGCAGCUUUUGCUGCAUCAAGACAGCCACUUCCAUCAUUAUCUUCUCUUAUGAGCAAAUCUUUUAAUUCGCAAAUUAGUCCAGGAGUUGUUAAAGAGGUUUCUGAGAUCAAAGAAGGGUCUGCUAUGUCUGUAUUGGAUUCACCAAUUGCUGAAGAUGUUGUUGGAGUUGAAGGGGAUGACUUUAUAGCCCGGGAUGUCUUCAAAUGGAGAUGGCAUGGGGACCCACAAUCAUCUUUGCUGUCUUCUGAUAGUGAGCGUCCUUUGAGCCAUCAAGACAUGAGUAAGCACAAUUUUCUUGAAGUUGGUGCCGCCGCUCUUCUUUUAGGCGACAUGGAAGCUAGAAUGAAGGGUGAAUUUUGGAGAAAUUUCGGUAGCAUUGACAUGCCUUACCUCGAUCAACUGCUACAGCCUUCAUUACUAACUACUGUAACAAAUUCUGCCUCUGCCCGUGCUCACUUGAGAGCAAUAACAGCUUCUAAACGUUCCAGGACGGGCCCUAAUCAGAUUUGGGAAGAUUCUCCGAUGACCACCUUCCGUCCGCGGCCUCGACCGCUCUUUCAAUAUCGUCACUAUAGUGAACAACAGCCCUUGAAAUUGAAUCCUGUUGAAGUGGGAGAAGUUAUAGCCGCAGUUUGCUCAGAAAAACCUUCUCCAAUUGCUAAUGUGAUGACAAUCUCUUCAAAAUUAAGCAGUAGCAGUGGGAAGCCUUCAAUGGAUGUGGCUGUGAGCGUUUUAAUUAAACUUGUAAUUGACAUGUAUGUAUUGGACUCUGGAAUUGCUGCUCCGCUCAUGUUAUCAAUGCUUGAGGAAAUGCUUAGCUCUUCACAGUUGACCUCAAAAGUACGUGCCUUUGACUUAAUUUUGAACCUCGGGGUUCAUGGCCAUUUAUUGGAGCCACUUAUAGCUGAAGAUGCUUCCGCCCUUGAGGAAGAAUACACUCAAGAGCCAUACCUUGACAAAAAACUGUCAAUCCAGGGUACAAGAAAGCCUGAUUACCUUAAGGCCCAAAGUUUAUCAGCAAUAAAUAACUUUGAGUCAUGGAUAUUGUCAAUUUUAUAUGAAGUUCUUCUCUUUCUUGUUCAGGCAGAGGAAAAGGAAGAAUCUGUUUGGGCUUCUGCCCUCAGCUGUUUAUUGUAUUUUGUUUGUGACAGAGGCAAAAUUCGUAAAAGCAGAUUAAAAGGUCUUGACAUAAGAGUGAUUAAAGUGCUUAUACAAAUUAGCAGGAGAAACUCGUGGGCAGAGUUGGUUCAUUGUAAGUUAAUUAACAUGCUGACGAACAUGUUCUAUGAAGUCCCUGAGUCAUCCAUCACAUCAACACCAACUUUUCUUGUGGAUCAGGUUGAUCUGAUUGGUGGGAUUGAGUUUGUGUUCAUUGAGCUAGUGAUCUCAAACUCUAGAGAAGGCAGGAAAAAUUUGUAUCUGGUGCUUUUUGACUACGUUGUGCAUGAAAUAAAUGAAAGUUGCAUACAUAAUGGACUUUCAGAGUACAGCAAUGAUGAAAUUCAACCAAUAGCGUCAUUGCUCACCCUCGCGGAUGCACCCGAAGCUUUACAUAUUUCUGUCAAACUUGGAAUAGAAGGCAUUGGUGAUAUUUUAAGAAGGUCGAUUUCUGCUGCGUUACCUAGAUACUCCAACAGUGAAAGACUCAAUAUGCUCUUGGAGAAGAUCAUGGAGAAGUUUGAUGCACUUUUAAGAUCAUUGACUCACUUGGACAAAGAAUUUGGUCAUAUGACAGAACUAACAAAAUCCUACAAAUACUUAGAGAGCUUUGAGGAAGGAGUAUUGAGAAACAGUUAUGGUUUGAAGGUGAAGCUUGCUUGGGCCACUUUGCAUUCUCUUCUUCAUUCAGAACGAGCUGCCAUUCGUGAGAAUGGGUAUGUGUGGUUGGGCGAUUUGCUUAUAGCGGAAAUAAACGACGAUGGGGAUUCUAUAUGGUCAAACAUAAAGAAUAUGCAGAAGAGAAUUACUCUUGCUUCGGUUAAAGAUUACUCGUCCGAGUUAGAUAUUCCACUACCCAUUUGGCUCAUGUGUGGGCUUCUGAAGUCCAAAAAUAAUCUUAUAAGAUGGGGUUUUCUUUUUGUUCUUGAGAGGCUUCUCAUGCGCUGCAAGUUUUUGUUGGAUGAGAGCGAGUUGCAACAUUCUGUUAGCAAUGAAGCCCAUGGGAAGACCCGUCUUGACAAGGCAAAUGCCGUGAUAGAUAUUAUGAGCAGCGCAUUAUCGUUGGUGGCCCAGAUAAACGAGACAAAUCGUAUGAAUAUUUUAAAGAUGUGCGACAUUCUGUUUUCUCAAUUGUGCCUGAAAGUUAUUCCUGGAAACAAAUCCUCAUCAGCAGACACAUUCCAAAACUCCAAGAGUUUUAAUUACUCAAUUUGGAAUAAAAAAACAAGCGUCAUGGAAGAUCUCCCAGCAAAAGAGAACUUUAGCCGGGAACCAAUGGAAGAUUGUAAGGGCAGGUUUGUGAGCGACACAAAUAAUUCUACUAGUGAGACGACAUCAAUGGCGGCAUUACUUCUUCAAGGACAAGCCAUUGUUCCGAUGCAAUUGGUUGCACGUGUUCCCUUUGAUUUGUUUUACUGGCCAUUGAUUCAACUAGCGACUGCCGCUACCGAUAACAUCGCUUUAGGUGUUUCUGUUGGUAGUAAAGGAGGUGGGAACCUACCUGGUGCCACAUCAGAUAUCAGAUCCACCCUUCUUUUAUUGCUAAUUGGUAAAUGCACUGCCGAUCCAGAAGCUUUUGAAGAAGUUGGUGGAGAAGACUUUUUCAGGGAGCUAUUAGAUGAUACGGACUCCAGGGUGGCUUAUUUUUCGUCAACCUUCCUUUUGAAGAGGAUGAUGACUGAAGAGGCAGAUAAUUACCAGCGUGGACUAUCAUCUCUUGUAUCAAGAGCUCAGCAGAGCAAUAAUGAGAAGUUAUUGGAGAAUCCUUACCUUCAGAUGCGUGGUCUUCUCCAAUUAUCAAGUGAAGGAUUAUGGAAUUAGCUUGUACUUAUUUUGUCUUUUUAAAAGAGUCCCUUUUAUAUGACUCGCAGCUGAGUGAACCAGUGAAAUUACAAGGUCAAAGGUGGUUAUUAGAGUGAACCAGUGAAAUUACAAGGUCAAAGGUGGUUAUUAGUUCGGUCAACCUACUCACAAACAUUGUAUACCCUGAAACACCCGGACUACAUCACGGGCCGAGUAAUUUCGUUGGUUUUUCUGUACAAAUGUUGGAAGAGAGCCAUUCCGACGUGUCUUUUUUGUUGCUUUGCUGGUAUGAAAGUUUGUAUCCAGUAUGUUGUGGAAAUAAAUAAACGGAGCGCAAGACAACUAGUUUGCAUCUCAACUUGUACACAUUCUUCUCAGAGUAUCAAGUUAGGAAUACUCUUCAGCAGUUGAAGUCAUGCGAUGUUGAGGAUUAGUGUUUAUUUCUGUACAAGACAAGACUUGAGAGUAGACUUUUUAUUUCAGUUUUAGGUCUGCUGUGUUCAAAGAUUUUUUUUAUUGAAGAAUAAUCAUCUGACCAGCUGUUGCGAGAUGCUGCAAUCACAGUAUAUAGACGUUGGAGUUGUGAAUUUAUAUGUGGAAAGUUUGAAGGGGUUUUGUGCGGGUCAUGACAUAGUACAUAUCUUUUAUUUAUAUAACUUUAGAUGUGUAAAUGAUUUUUGUUUGUUGUUUGUUUUGUUUUUCAGUUCGUUCUUUCUAGGGUUCUUUACCCUCCACAUUUUUGUAACAUAGUUGCCAAAAUAUCACUCUUCAAAUGUAUAUACUAUAAUUUUUGUUGAAAUUGGUUUAAAUUACUUAACAUCA
This is a messenger RNA of Erigeron canadensis, 4511 nucleotides long. RefSeq lists its product as uncharacterized. The record is from RefSeq and is a predicted model, not a curated record. The coding region runs from base 129 to 3707 and encodes 1192 amino acids. The transcript has 18 exons. Lineage: Eukaryota; Viridiplantae; Streptophyta; Magnoliopsida; Asterales; Asteraceae.